Messenger RNA from Uloborus diversus, 3022 nucleotides. Its product is annotated as serine/threonine-protein phosphatase 4 regulatory subunit 1-like. The transcript has 21 exons. The coding region runs from base 1 to 2844 and encodes 947 amino acids. Gene Ontology annotation, molecular function: protein phosphatase regulator activity. Lineage: Eukaryota; Metazoa; Arthropoda; Arachnida; Araneae; Uloboridae. The record is from RefSeq and is a predicted model, not a curated record. Gene Ontology annotation, biological process: protein dephosphorylation.
AUGGCUAAUAGGAUUUCUGAAGAAAAAGAUACUGCUGACGAAGAACUCGACUUGAGCAAUGAGUUAGAUUUUUUGCUCAACUUAAACAGUGAUGAUGUGGAAAAGAAGCAGAAAGGACGGCGUAUUGGGAAAUAUGAUGAACAGAAGGAGGAGAGGGAUUGUCAUGAUCAGGGAGUAAAGAGUAGUGAGGAAGGACGUGCUAAAGACCUUCAGAGUAAAAUUUUCUUGGACUUCUUCAUAGAAUAUGAUUCUGUUGACUUGGACAAGUUGAAUGUGGACACGUUUGCUGAUCGUUGUUUUUCACUACUAGAAACUCUGGCUGUUAGUGAACUUGCUACAGACAGACAGCUUGCAGUGGAAAAGCUUUUGCAAUAUCUCUCUCUGGUGGAUAAAAGUGAAGAAAAAAUUGAUAAAACUUUACCUAUUUUUUGCAGUUUAAGUGAAGAUAAAGAACUCUCUGUAAGAUGUUGGUUCAUAGACAUGAUACCACAACUAGUGUCAUUUUGUAAAGAAAAUCGACCUUAUGCAGGCAAUGUGGUUAAGCAGGUACUAGUGCCUUAUGCUUUAAAGUGUUUCACUGCAACUCAGCUUUUGGUGCGGCAAGUUGGCCAUGCUUCUUUAAAUACUUUGAUGGAGAAUAAUCUGAUUGAAAAUUCACAGUUAUCUGAGUGGGUUUGUCCAUUUGUAGCUCAGUGCAUUGUAGCUCCAGACAAUUCAAUUGAAGUACAGAGAGAAGAUUUAUCUUUUAUGAACAAAAUUUUGCUAUUCAUUGGGAGAGAAAUGACUGUGAAAUUUUUUUUGGAUCCUUUUGUAUCAAUGUGUGCGAAAGCUGAUAAAUAUAUACGAAAGGUCUGUGCAAGUAAUUUUCUUACAUAUGCCCAUUUUGUGGGAGAGGGAUUGACAGAUUCUCCUUUGCUCCUAUCCUUCAUUAACCUCUGCAAUGAUCAUGAGAACGUAGAUGUGUGCCUGCCCUGCAUUGAAGUACUUGCUGAAGUAUCGAAAUUAGUCAGUAUGGAAAUACGAAAAGAACUGCUGACGAAUGUUUUCAUGCACUUGAUUGAAAGUGACAAUGCUACUAUAACAAAGUUUGCUAGUCAAGAGCUUGGAAAAUUCAUUUCCACCUUUGCCACUUCAUCUGAUUAUAAAUUGGAUCCUUCAGGACAGACUAGAAGCAUUGAUAAGAGCUUGGAAGAAAGUUCAUUCAAAACUUUUGAAACAGCCAAAGGUGUUUUCUUAACAUGCAAUAAAAGUUCUAGUGCCAAUGUUUUAAACACAUUGAACUGUAAUUUGAAUUUUCCUUCCUAUGUAAAAGAAAAUUAUGUAAGUGGAGGGACGAAUAGUUCUUUUUCAAAUAAAAUGCAUGGUGUGCUUCAAAAUGAACUUAUCAAAUGUAAACAGAAAGAUUUAAAUGAAAACUUGCCGAGUAACAUGGACCUGACAGAAAUUGAAAGUGUUCUGAGCACUUUUUCAGACACAGAAGGUGCCUCAGCUACAAUAUCAAACUUUGAAGAAAAUAUUAACGGUGUAAAUAAUGUAAACGUGUUCAACAAUUUCCAGUACUGGAAAUAUCCUCUCCCUGAAGUUGAACUAGAAUUGAAGGAUCAUUUACAAAAUGAUUCCACCGAAAGGAAACUGAAGUUUUCUAAAUCUGAAGCUAAACUGAAGCUAAAAAUUUCAACCAUUUCUCAAUUUGUAGACCAAGUAGAUCAUUCCGAUUCUGUUCAAAAAACAGAGGCUGUAAGCGAUGUGGACUCACAGUGUACUGACCCGUGUACUCAAACAUUUCGAUCCAGAAGUUACAUGAUGAUAAAUCAGAGACAUAAACCAUUAAGAAAGAAAAUUCGAAACCUAGCCGAAAGCCAAGACAUAAUCCCUCCCGUCUUGUUGGACUUGUAUUUGAAACUUUGCCACAAAAGAGAAUUUGAAGAGCACUGUGCCCGCAGCUUUCCUGCUGUUGCCUACACUGUUGGGAAAAAGCACUGGUUUAUUGUACGUGAUGCAUGUGUGCAUUUUCUUUAUAGUGGGGCGACUAUUCGUAAAAUCAUGGCUACCAGCUUUCAUGAGCUCGUCAUGAUUGUCGACCAAGAAAUCUUCAAUAAAGACCUAUUACCCUUCUUCAAAGAAUUUUUAGUAGAUUGUGAUGAAGUACGUGACAAAGUCGUUGAGCAUCUGUCGGAUAUUGUACAACAUGGUGGUGACAGUGCAAGAAUAGCUUUUUCAACUGCAAUGAAAUCUGGAACGUUGGAAUGCUGCGGCAGAAAUUGGAGGUUUGAAUUCACUCUUGCCAAACAACUGUCUUCCAUAAUAAUGCUAUUUGAUACAAAAGAAGUGAGUAGGAUUUAUUUGCCCUUUGCAUUGGAUUUGCUCAAGAACAAAAUUUCAGUGAUCAGGCAUGCUGCAGUAGAACUGUUAGCCAUCAUUCUUAAACACCUUCUUACUGACAAAGCAACUUUGGAUUUUGUUGCAAGAACACUUCACAACCUAGUUGAAAAUUACAAGAAUGCUCAGAAGUGGAACAGACGGCAGUUGUAUGUGGAUUUUUCUGAGCAGAUUGCCAUCAAACAAUCGCUUUCCAUGGAUAUGUAUGUUGAAAAAAUAGUUCCUCACCUUUUAGCUCUCGCUAGGGAUAGCGUGCCAAAUGUGCGACUUUCUGUGGCCAGAAGCUUUGCUCGUUCUUUAGUGCCUUUGGGAUACUUUGUCAGCAUGCAAAGCAGUCACAGCUUGCUCUUGACACAGGUGCUCUUCUCUCUGCAAAAUGACAUUGAAAGGGAUGUAAGAAGCUUUGCAGUCCUUGUGCCAGCCACCUCAAUCAAUUCCACAAAGCAGGAAGCUAGAGAUUGCUGAAAGGCACAGAAGAAUAGCGGUAGUGUUCUCAGAAAUACCACCAAGCAGUGUCCUUAUGUUUCUGAAGUUGAUCUAUGAUAUAUAUAUUACUUCAAUGCUGUGAUACCUAGCUGUUUGUUAUACAUUUUUCAAAAAUCAAAAAGCUGUUUUAGUUAAAUAAAUGACAGAUAUUUUAUAA